Molecule: messenger RNA, 3373 nt
Organism: Arachis ipaensis
Lineage: Eukaryota; Viridiplantae; Streptophyta; Magnoliopsida; Fabales; Fabaceae
Product: glutamate receptor 3.4
Cellular component (GO): membrane
Molecular function (GO): ligand-gated monoatomic ion channel activity
Source: RefSeq, a predicted model, not a curated record
UUUGGACAAAUAAUGAAAGGGCAUGGGAUAUUUUUUGGGAACCAAAAGAUAAUCUACUGUGACUGUUACAAAUUCAAGAUAUUACAGAUAAAGACACUUUUGGUUGGGGUAUCUAGUACCUACCAACAAUGUCUGAAUCUGAAUGAUAUUUUUUUAACAUUUUGUACUUUGUUAAAUUGCUCUAGUCAUUUGAUUCUUUCAUGUGCAUAAUAUGAGGUAAAACUGAAGUGAUAAUUAAGGCACUGGUUGAUGCCUGAAACUUUGAAAGCUUUGUGAAUGAUUCUUUGCUUUGAUCUUGGAACAUUGUAGCUUCUUUCAGUGAUGUAAUGAGUUCAUAACUCUUGCAAGUUGCAACUAGCUAGCUACAAAGCUCUUUAUCUUCUGUUGAGUGUGGUAUUGAGGUUCUCUCAAAAAUGGAGGUGCACUUGCUUACAAGGCAUGGCAGCAUGGUGAUGGUGUUGUUCCUCUUGGUUUUCUGCUCCUGGAUUCCAAUAGAAGUGAUGGGGAGGACAGGAGCUACCAUUGGAAACGCUACCGUUUCUUCUUUGAGUCCAAGAGUUUUGAAAAUUGGGGUGCUGUUUACUUUGAAUUCUGUCAUUGGAAGAUCAGCUAAAGCUGGUGUAUUGGCUGCUAUUGAUGAUGUUAAUGCUAACAAAAGCAUCCUUCGUUCGACUAAACUUGAAAUUAUGUUGCAUGAUACAAAUUGCAGCGGGUUUCUUGGAACCGUGGAAGCUCUGCAGUUGAUGGAGAAUGAAGUGGUUGCUGCAAUUGGUCCACAAUCAUCUGGAAUAGCUCAUGUCAUCUCUCAUGUGGCUAAUGAACUCCAUGUGCCUCUUCUUUCAUUCGCGACAGAUCCUGCUCUAGUGUCACUCCAGUAUCCAUAUUUCAUCCGCACCACACCAGAUGACUAUUUCCAGAUGUAUGCAAUUGCAGACUUGGUUGAUCACUAUAGGUGGAGGGAGGUAAUAGCUAUCUUUGUAGAUGAUGACAAUGGAAGAAAUGGAAUUUCAGUGUUGGGCGAUGCGCUUGCUAAGAAACGUGCCAAGAUAUCUUACAAGGCUGCAUUCCCUCCUGGAGCCCCCAUGAGUAAUAUCAGUGACUUGUUGAAUCAGGUGAACCUGAUGGAAUCACGUGUUUAUGUGCUGCAUGUUAAUCCUGAUUCUGGCUUGUCAAUUUUUGCACUUGCCAAGAAGAUUGGGAUGAUGACUAGUGGCUAUGUGUGGAUUGCAACAGAUUGGCUUCCUUCUGUGCUGGAUUCUAUGGAGCAGGUUAACACUGACACCCUUAAUAUACUACAAGGAGUUGUUGCUCUGCGGCAUCACACGCCUGACACUGAUCUUAAGAAGAGUUUCAUCUCAAAUCUGAAGAGCAGAAAGAACAAUGAGACUGCAGGCUUCAAUUCUUAUGCAUUCUAUGCAUAUGAUUCUGUUUGGUUAGCGGCGCGUGCUCUGGAUACUUUUCUCAAUGAAGGUGGAAACAUAUCUUUCUCCUCGGAUCCUAAGUUGCAAGACACAAAUUCAAGCAUGUUGCAUUUUUCAGCACUCCGUGUGUUUGAUGGCGGUGAUAAGUUUCUUCAGACAAUUCUGGAAACAAACUUCACUGGUGUGAGUGGCCCAGUUCAGUUUGGUAUGGAUAAGAAUUUGAUUCAUCCAGCUUAUGAUAUCAUGAAUAUCGGCGGGUUUGGAACUCGUAGGAUUGGUUAUUGGUCUAAUUAUUCUGGUCUCUCAGUAACAGCUCCUGAAAUUUUGUAUCUGAAACCACCUAACGCUUCGGCAAGCAACCAACACCUAUAUAGUGUUAUAUGGCCUGGAGAAACAACAGUUACACCAAGGGGAUGGGUAUUCCCAAACAAUGGGAAACCAUUGAGAAUCGCAGUGCCUAAUCGAGUAAGCUAUUUGGAGUUUGUUGGUAAGGACAAGAACCCUCCUGGGGUAAAAGGCUAUUGCAUUGAUGUCUUUGAAGCAGCCAUAAAGUUGUUGCCUUAUCCUGUCCCAACAGAAUAUAUAUUAUAUGGUCAUGGUGAUAGAAAUCCCAGCUAUGAUGACCUUGCAUAUCAGGUUGCACAAAAUAACUUUGAUGCAGUUGUUGGAGAUAUUACAAUUGUCACAAACAGGACAAGGAUUGUGGAUUUUACUCAGCCUUACAUGGAAUCAGGGCUGGUGGUUGUUGUUCCUGUUAAGGAAAUCAAGUCAAGCCCUUGGUCCUUUCUAAAGCCAUUCACCACUAAAAUGUGGUUAGUUACCGGUGCAUUCUUUCUCUUCGUGGGAGCCGUCGUGUGGAUUCUCGAGCACCGGCACAAUGAAGAAUUCCGCGGUCCUCCAAGGAAACAAAUUAUAACAGUGUGUUGGUUUAGUUUCUCAACAAUGUUUUUCUCACACAGAGAGAACACUGUGAGUGCACUCGGUCGAUUGGUUCUACUCAUAUGGCUUUGGGUGGUUUUAAUCAUCAAUUCAAGCUACACAGCUAGCUUAACAUCCAUCCUUACAGUGCAGCAACUUUCAUCACAGAUUGAAGGAAUUGACAGCUUGAUCUCAGGUACUCAACCAAUUGGAAUCCAAGAAGGAUCUUUUGCGAAAAAGUAUCUGACAGAUGAACUCAACAUAGCACCAUCUAGGAUAGUUACACUGAAAAAUAUGGAGGCAUAUGUUGAUGCCCUUGAACGCGGACCAAGGAAUGGAGGGGUUGUGGCCAUUGUUGAUGAGCUUCCUUAUAUUCAGCUCUUCAUGUCCAAUACCAACUGUAAGUUCAGAACAGUUGGACAGGAGUUCACUAAAAGUGGUUGGGGAUUUGCAUUCCAAAGGGAUUCACCGCUUGCUGUUGAUUUGUCAACUGCCAUCCUUCAACUUUCGGAGAACGGGGAACUGCAAAAGAUCCAUGACAAAUGGCUUUUGAAACGAGACUGCACUGCGCAACUCAACGUUGAAGACUCAAAUAAACUGUCUCUGAGUAGCUUCUGGGGCCUCUUUCUCAUAUGUGGCGUUGCAUGCUUCCUUUCUUUGGUUGUAUUCUUUGUUAGAGUGUUCUGUCAAUACACCAGAUUUAGCCCUGAGCCUGAACAAGUUGAUGUGGAAAUUCAACCAAGGCCUCCUAGAAGGAACCUCAAAAGUACUAGUUUCAAGGACUUGAUGGAAUUUGUGGAUACGAAAGAAAAAGAAAUCAAAGAGAGACUUAGGAAUAGUAAAAGGAGAAGAAGCCAGAGUCUAGAUGAGCAAUCUAGUUCAUCACCCUCCUAAGUUAACCAUGUACAUUUAUUUUUGGUUGGUAACUCCUUUUAACCAUCCUAUUUUUGUUAUACCAUAGCAACUAUUAGUGACACAAAUUUGUCUACACUGAAAUAUAUAAAAAGUUUAGCUUUUCCUUUUUGCUGAGGAAA